Bradysia coprophila is the source of this 1521-nucleotide messenger RNA. Its product is annotated as phospholipase A1. The record is from RefSeq and is a predicted model, not a curated record. Gene Ontology annotation, molecular function: lipase activity. Gene Ontology annotation, biological process: lipid catabolic process. NCBI's taxonomy places the organism in Eukaryota, Metazoa, Arthropoda, Insecta, Diptera, Sciaridae.
UCCCAUUAAAUUCUAUACCCUACUAAAGAGCAUCAUUGAAAUCAAUUCGGCGAACAUACUGAAGCACAAUUCCACUAUUGCAACCGUUGUAGUACCACCUUCAGAAAUGUUAUCGCACUGAAAACACACAAAGUGUUUUCUUAUUCUCGAUUCAGCAGUCAAGUUCAACGGAAGUGUGCUAAGUGAUAUCAAUUCAUCGGGUAUUAUUGUGCAUAUCAGAUAUAGUUGUAACCGCAAAUAAAACAAAAAAAUAAUUUUCAAAAAAAAGAAAAUGUUCAAAAUACUGUGCCAAUUGUCAGUUACGAUGUUAGUGAUUUCAAAUUUUUGUAUGGAAUUUUUCAGCAUAAAUGAUGAGCCCUACAGUGAUUUUGCUAAUAAUGGUGACCUAUUUCUCUGUAUCUUUCAUUGUAGUCAGCCGGUCAGUUGUAGUGGCUAUCGAUCCGGAAUACGAGCUAGUCAAUCGAAUCCGACAAGUCGAUCAGGCAAUUGUCAAUGUUUUAGGAUAUCUACAGAAUUACGAUGCUGCAAACAAUUCGUUGACGAAUGAAAGUGAUGUUACAUUCUGGUGUUCGCAUCGAAAUCAACUACCAUACCGUCAAGUACACAUCAACGACCCCAACAUAACAUCGAAAUUUAACUUCUCACUCCCAGUUGCAUUUUUAAUUCACGGUUGGUUCGACAGCGUAAAUAGAACAUGGAUGAACAAUACAAUGUCCGCCUAUGUUCAAAAUAUCGACUCAAAUAUCUGUGGUGUGGAUUGGACCCGACUGGCUUUAACUGAAUAUUCGAUAGCGGCGACAAAUACACGCAUUGUUGCUAAACAACUUGUCAAAUUUAUCCAAUAUCUUCAGCUGUUUUCAUCUGUUUCGAUAAAGCAUUGGACGCUAAUAGGGCACUCAUUUGGCGCGCAAAUCAGCGGCAUUGCCGGACAUCAGCUAAACGGUGCUGUAGGAACUAUCAUUGGUUUAGAUCCUGCCGGCUGGUUAUAUACGAAACCAGUGCCAAUUGAUACGGAUGAACGACUAGAUAAAUCCGAUGCACAAUUUGUGCAAUGUAUUCAUACAAAUGCUAAUUACUUUGGUAUCGGUGCAACAAUGAAUUGCGGUCACCAGGAUUUCUAUCCGAACGACGGUUUGUCGCCUCAACCAGGCUGCGUAGAUCCCGCCAUGGAGAGUGGAAUGACACAUUUUUCGAUAACAUGCAGUCACUUUAAGGCAGUUCAGUAUUUUCUGUAUUCAUUGAAUCCGGCGAAUAUGUUUAAAGCAUGGAAAUGCUCGCUGGGGUAUUACUGGUGGGAGGCUGGAUUCUGUAAAUCGAAAACGUACGAUUUACUAGGAAUGUAUUCGAGGCGUAAGUUGUUCGGCAGUUUGUAUCUGAAGACAUCGACUUAUCCACCGUACGCGAAAGGAAAGCCAAAAUAAAUUGCAACCAUGGUCAUAACCAAUAUUGAUGGAACAUACUCACAGUUGGUUUUCAUUUUAAUUUUAAUUAAAUUAACUAUUUAUUGUACCAGACUGAAUA